Molecule: messenger RNA, 2360 nt
Organism: Oldenlandia corymbosa var. corymbosa
Lineage: Eukaryota; Viridiplantae; Streptophyta; Magnoliopsida; Gentianales; Rubiaceae
Source: the annotation of a GenBank genome assembly
UUUUAAUCCUUUAUUAUUGGUUAGUUUUUUCACAUCUUUCCUUCUUUGUUUUUUCUUUUCUGUUUUUACUUUUUCCAUAUCAGAAAAGUCAUCAUUAAUCUUUUCGCCGAUCCCCACUUCGCUUUUUCCAUCAUCCCAUAUCGAAAAAAAGCACAAAAAGUUUCUACCUUUAGCCCCAUAAUAACCAUAUAUAAAAAAGCUCUGUAGUUAAACAUUAUCCGGGUAGAGCCCAACUUUUCUCUGCUUGCUUUUCUUGGAUUUGGACUUGGAUUUUGCCUUUUCUUUUUUGGUUGUUCAUGAUGAUGGAUAAUCAUCUCACAAUUACAACAUUAACAUCAUCAGCAUAAUCUCUCAAUCACAUGCAUGUGUAUUGCUGAAUAGUGGGUCACAUCCAUGAUCUGUGCUUUCUUAUGCAACGUUGACUUGUUGUUUGAUAGUGGGAAUUGUUUGGAUGGGUUUGUUUUAUGGCAACCGUUUUUGACUGGUAGGAAAUUUUCACGGUGUAAUUAUAUGAGAAUUGGAAUAUAUGUAAGUUCUUUUGAUGUUCAUCGUUGACCUUGUUUUGUAUUCAAGAUUUUAAGUUUGGAAAAGUAUGCAAAGUUUGAACUGAGACAAAUCUCUUGGACAGAAGUAUGUUAUAGUUUAAUAGCUUCGUGUGAAAUUUUUUUUUAACUAUAUGGAUUUCUUCCUGGUUUUUUGCAACAGGUAUUUCUUGGAUUCCAAGACGGUAACCGUGGACAACUGAAUAACAAGGAGAGACUUCUUUGCCGGUUCUUUUGGGUUUCUCUUUCCAGCCGUAGGUUUUGAAAAGUACCAUUUGAGUUGCUUUUAGCUGUAUCUGAUUCGGAGGCAUUAAUUAGGAAUUUAUAGUUGGAAAGAUAUAGGGCAUAUCUGAUUAAAGGGGAUUUGUCCUGGUCUUGUCAGCUUGUUCUUUAAGGAAAUUAGAGUCAUACUGGUUAUUCAAGGAGGUCUCUUUGGUUUUGGAAGUUUCAAGUUAGGAGGUUGAAUUCUUGUUGCCUUUUUGGAGUAGGCAAAGAAAAGAUAGCAGAACAGUAAGAAGGAAGGACCUUUGUUCAUUUUGUGUUACAGCAAAAUAUGGGUUCAUUUCCUGGGCAUGUUCUUCCAGGAACAUUGUUUCUUUUUGUUGGGAUUUGGCACACAUGGUGUUCGUUAGUAAGAUUUGUCUCGAAUCCCAAGUCUUUUAGAGUUAGGGUGUGGAAUCCGGUUCCAGGAUUUAAUGGGAAACUGCAGUACUUGGAGCUCUAUGUUAUAACCAUUGGAUCCUUCAUUGACAUGUGUAUAGAGCUUCUCUAUUCAACUCAUCUCAAGUGGUUUGUUAAUGGAGUGUUGAACCCCACUCACAUGAAUAAUUUUGAGCAUGGUGGAAUGCUUCUCAUGUUUUUCAUUUUUGGCUUGAUCGCACUGCUUUCAGAAAAAACCAGCUUUCUUCCCCUGCCAGAAGGAGCUUUGUGCCUGCUCGCUUCCACUGCUUUUGCUGCCGAGUACUUCUUAUUCUAUUUUCAUUCAACUACUCAUCAGGGCCUCGAGGGUUAUUACCACCUCAUUCUCGUUCUCCUAAUAGGCCUCUGCAUUCUGUCUACCAUUGCUGGAGCCCUCAUGCCUACCAACUUUCCUGUUGACUUGUUUUGCGGCAUCGCGAUAACUCUUCAAGGCCUCUGGUUCUAUCAAACUGCAUUUACACUGUACGGGUCCAUGAUGCCAAAUGGCUGUUUGCUUAAAGGAGACAAGAUCAUGUGUCGGUCGACGGACAGUGAAGUCCGGGGAGAAUUGCUUGCCAACUUUCAGCUCUUUUCUCAAGUUCUUGGAGUUUUAGUUGCCACUGUAGGAGCUUAUUGCUAUAUCCAGUCAUCACAUAGUCACAGUGAUCUUCGAAGUUCAAACGCCACAGAAGUUGAGGAUGGAUGAACUCUGGACAUCUUCCCUGUAAAUCAAUUUUGUAUUACUCUCAAUUCUUUCAGGAUUUCAGUCAAUCACAAGGAGGCGUAUAUAUUAGAUAACAUAGAUCCUUUUUUACCCUUUUGGUACCCUUUGUUCUCUUAUAUCAGUGUUCAUUUUAUGCAAUAAACGAUAGUAAUUUUCAUUUCAUUCGUUCAUUAUCAGUCGUUUUUUUAUUUUUUUGAAAAACAUUAUCAGUCGAACGAAUUCUAUCCACUAUUACCAAACAGUGAGUGGUCUUAUUGCCGAGUGAACUUUCAAAAACAUUAAAGAUCACUUUGGUUUUAGUUAGUUUCUUUGUGGAAAAAUAAUUUUCCACCAAAACUUCCAUAUGAUUUUUGUUAGAAGAGUCUUCCUUCAGUUGUUUUUUCUUUUUCUCUAUCUUCUUCUUCUUCUUCUUUUUU